CAUAACUAAAGAACAUGAUUGCGUUUUAAUUGUUUUUGAAAGGAAGCCAAAAACGGCAAAAUAUAAAAGAAAGCGCGUUUCGAAACCGAAACCCAACAGCGUUUAAAGCGAAACUCCGUAACGGCGCCGUUACAAGUCUCCGUCACACUCGAAACGGGGACUACAACCAUAAACUCCGUCCCCUCGCGAAGGAAUAAAAAAUCUCAUCCGUUGAAAUAAUCAACGGCUCAUGAACCCUUCAACUCUCCUCUCUCUUUCUCUCUCUCUCUCCCACCAAAAUCUCCUCUGCUUUUUUCUAAUAAGAAGCGAACCAAAAAUAGAAAGAAGCAGAGAAGUCCGCACACAGAGAGAGAGAAGAUGAGCGAGAGAAAUCUCAACAGCAAGCGAGAAUCGCGAGAGCUUGAAGCUUCAAGCACAAGCGUCUCCCCGCUCCAGAAGAAGAAGAAGCUCGAUGAUUCUUCAGCCGACUCUAAUGCCGUCGUCCUCGCGAUUCCCUCUCCUUCCGUAGCUUCAUCUCAAGGUAGAUGCUCUGUCACCUCUGACGACGAUGAUAAAAGCUCUAUCGUCAGCUCCGGCUGUUUCAGCAGUGAAUCGAACGAAACCGUGAGGAACAAUCCAACCUCUGGUGCAGAUCUGGAGGAUACAGCGAGCGAGGCUUUGGGAGAAACAACAGAGACGGAAAUGGAAUCAUCAUCGCCGGCGUUGAAGAGGGAUAAUAAACCACCGGAGGUGAGCAAGAUUCCGACGGCGGAGGAGAUCGAAGCAUUCUUAUCGGAGCUAGAAGGCGGCGAGGAUAAACAGAAGCGAUUCAUAGAAAAGUACAACUUCGAUAUCGUCAAUGACAAACCGCUUCAAGGUCGUUACAUGUGGGAUCGACUCAAGCCAUGAAAGCAUGUGGAGGAAGAAAAAUAAAAUUAGGUUGUUUUCUACUUAUAUUCCACUUGUACAGCUCUUUUUUGGUAAAUCAGUUUUUAGCCGUUCGUAUAAACAAAGGAAAAAUACAACCUUUAUAUCGGAAGUUUCGGAUCUUGAUCAAGUAA
Brassica napus (rape) is the source of this 1040-nucleotide messenger RNA. RefSeq names its product cyclin-dependent kinase inhibitor 6-like. Lineage: Eukaryota; Viridiplantae; Streptophyta; Magnoliopsida; Brassicales; Brassicaceae. Gene Ontology annotation, cellular component: nucleus. The transcript is spliced from 3 exons. The record is from RefSeq and is a predicted model, not a curated record. Gene Ontology annotation, biological process: negative regulation of cyclin-dependent protein serine/threonine kinase activity. Bases 358 to 888 code for a protein of 176 amino acids. Gene Ontology annotation, molecular function: cyclin-dependent protein serine/threonine kinase inhibitor activity.